Prorocentrum cordatum is the source of this 1191-nucleotide messenger RNA. NCBI's taxonomy places the organism in Eukaryota, Dinophyceae, Prorocentrales, Prorocentraceae. The record is from the annotation of a GenBank genome assembly.
AUGGCGGCGCGAGCUGCAGAGGCCGACCUGGAGCUGGCGAUCCAGGAUCGGCGGCGCGCGGAAGGGGGUGGCGCGAGGGGGGAGCAUGUGCGCAUCAUCCAACAGGUUCCUCCUGGUCUCACUGCGGAUGGUAGCGUGGAGUACUUCGCUUGCGCGCCCGUGACAGAGCUGCAGCGCGGCCGCGUGAGCACGUGGGCGACUAUGGACUACAGGGCGUCGGCGCUGGGGGGCUGUGCUGCGUCUGCGAUGGAGGGCUUCGCGGGGCCCCUCAACGAGACCGCGGCUGCCGACAUCGCCGACGCCUGCCUCGCCAUCUCUGGCGCCGAUGCCACCUUCAGUUACAGAGCCCGCUGCGAUCUGGUGGCGGGAUGCCGCAGUAGCGGCCGCGAGUGUGGGCAGCCCUCCUUCUUCCAGGAGGUGCACGGCAGUAUGCUGGCUUCCUUCCGCGCCAUGCGCGCCUGCCUCAGCGGCAUCUUCGCCAUCCUCGUCGUCCUCGUCGUCCUGCGCGUCUGCUUCAGCGGCAUCCUCCUCAUCUUCGUCGCCUUCUGCAUUAUUCUUGAGCUGCGGCGUCGGGCACUUGAGCACUGCGCCAUCGCAGGCGGGGAGAGGAACAGCAACUUGUACGACAAGGCGUACGUCAACAACGCGGACUGGUCGGAUUCCAUCGCGCUGGGCGUGGGCGCCACCGGCGCGAUCAUUUCCGUGAAGGACAAAAUCCACGACAGGAAGGGCACCCCUCCAGACCAUCAGUGCCUGCUUUUCGACGGCGGGCAGCUGGCAGACGGGCGCGAGCUUUCUGAUUGCAACAUCAAGCGAGAUUGCGCGUUGCGCAUGACUUCGCGCCUGCGCGGCGGCGCGCCGAAGAAGGCAAGGAAGCCAGGGGCUCUACGGGAUGCAGGUGUACCGGCGGAUGAGCCGUGGGAUGACCGCCCGCAGCAGUUGUCGCAGGAUCCCAUCGAGCCCCCCAGCCAGGCGCUGCUGGCGCCCCCGCAGCAGGCGCUGCAAGCGCAGCAGGCGCCCCAGCAGGUCGGCGCAAAACGGAAGGCCGCGGCGCCGCCUGCAGCGGCAGGCGCGCAGGCAGAGGACGGGGCGGCAGAGGCGGAGGCGAACAAGUGCAGGAAUGCGCUGAACGCGGCCAGGCUUUCCGACGCAGAACGGGCGCUGGAAAUGUGCAUGAGGUUCGUCGUUUGA